UGGCCGUCGUCGAGGUCGAGUUAUAUGGCGUACCAAUCUCUAGCCGAUUUAUAAAUACACCUGCCAUGUACUGUCGAAAGCGUAGAACUUCACAAACCGCUGGUGGUGACUUACAACCCUCUGACCGUUCAUCGUGCUACUCAGGAGUUCAUCAUGAAGCUCAUUGCUGCCCUAGUUGUCGCCGUGGUUGCUGUUGCUGCCGAGGCAGGAUACGUCGAUCCGUACGAGACAGGACUUGCCGUGGCGCAUCACGACGGUGCGUAUUAUGGCGAUCAUCACGACGAUGGAUAUGCUGCGCUAGGACAUCACGUCGCACCGUAUGGUGCUCACUAUGGCGCCUACCAUUACGAUCCAUCCGGUACCUUCAGCUACUGGGGCAGUCAUGGACCGACGGUGGUGCAACAGAACGCUGCCAGUCUAGCCCAUCCAGUCUAUGGUGCGCAUCCGUAUGCACCAUACUCGACGCCUUAUGGGCUGUAUGGUGCCCCAGGAGCGACUGUAGUACAGGCUAAUUUGGCCACCAAUCAUUGGGAAUACCCGGCUGUCUAUGGUGCAACUUACGGACAUGGUUACGGGUAUGACAAGUAUCUAGCCACUGCACCGACCACCAAAUAUCUCCUGUAACCGAUGGAACGGUUAUUCUCCGGAGGAAUUCAAUAAAGUAUGAAUUCUCCA
Molecule: messenger RNA, 675 nt
Organism: Anopheles darlingi
Lineage: Eukaryota; Metazoa; Arthropoda; Insecta; Diptera; Culicidae
Exons: 2
Coding region: 154-624 (156 amino acids)
Source: RefSeq, a predicted model, not a curated record